Messenger RNA from Symbiodinium sp. CCMP2592, 3096 nucleotides. Lineage: Eukaryota; Dinophyceae; Suessiales; Symbiodiniaceae. The record is from the annotation of a GenBank genome assembly.
AUGCAUCUCAGGCUUGGCGUCCCUGAUGGUUUUCGGCACAAACCCAAUCAACCCGUCUUGGCUUCCGAGCAGGCCCUUGUUCUUGCAGCCGCUGCGCGUGGGGCCGCGGUUGGUGCCUCGGCCCGCUCUCUCCGACACGCUGGAUGUCAAGAGUCCACUCAGGAGCGGUCGCUGGUGCUCUACGACGACAGCGACAACAAGCGCAAGGCAAAAGGUGUCGGCGGUGUCCCGAAGAAGGGCAAGAGGUUCGGCCUUCCUGAGGAUAAGCCGUUUCGGCCCCUGCCGUACGUAGAGCUUCCGGUGGGGCUUUCCGAGGUGGAGGUCGAUCAGUUCCUGCGAGAGCAGAGGCUGGAGGACUUGAACCGCAAGCUCCAGUUGCAACAGUUGGAGGAUGUUGAGCCCGACAUCCGGCCCCCGUCGCCCCCGCCUCUCUAUGACCGUCAGGGCAACCGCUUGAACACCCGAGAAGUCCGCAUCCGCAAGGCGAUGUUGGCUGAAUUCAACCGGCUCAUCAGGUACAUGCUCAAGAACCUGGAGAACUACGUACCUCCGGAGGGAUGGAAGCCGCAACGCCUUGUGAAGAAGAUCAUCAUCCCCUACGAGGCCUUCCGUUCCGUAGCGCGCUGUGGGGCUGUUCGCUGCCAGGAUGCCCAGAGGGCGAGCUACUACGGCUCCUACAGUGGUGAUCGCUUUGGUGGCGGGAUCGGACAGAGGGUAGGGAUCGAUGAGCGGGAGGAGGCACAUCAGCCACUGCCCGGCACAGGCGUUGCAAGGAUCGCGACCUUUACCGAGACCCACGAGAGGCUGCAAGCCUGGGCCACUGCCGAGAACUGGAAGCGUGCAACCGAAAUACACAAGGCAGCUUACUUCACUAGAACAACGAACGAGAUCCAGGAGAGCGUCCUGGAGCAUGUUCGACAACAUUACUGCAGUGCGUCAUACGUUGCUGAGAAGCCCAUUACAAUGGCUUUGUUUCGGCUUAAGGACUUGGAGGACUUUGAGAAGGGCCGUUGCAAGAGGCAUAUUCGGCAGCUGCCGUUGGUGGUGCAGGGAGUCUUCGACGAAGCGACUGAGCCAUGUAUCGUGGACUUUGCCAACAAACGCUUGGGUGGGGGAUGGUUGAGCUACGGAUGUGUUCAGGAAGAGAUCCUGUUCAUUGAGCGCCCCGACUUUGGUGCUUUGUGUGCACGCAGCCUACUCGAGAUGCCCGACCCCAGCAUGGAGCCUUUGGCCAGCCCCUUUUCCAUGGAGCCCAACGAGGCUUGGGUCAUGCGAGGGGCUCCGCGCUUUGCAAAAAUCGGCUGGUAUGGCAGGGCACCGAAGGAUGCCCUGAAGAGGGUGCUUUUGUUGGAUCCAAAAGAAGACCAGCGAAGCUCUCCUACCGUCGUGGCCAUCGAUGCCAUCAAGGCAAGCUUCGAGGUCUACACGUUGGAGCAUCUGAAGCUGAUGCUCCAAAAGGCCUACACAGGCUUCGUGGCGGUGAAAGAGGAUGAGCUCUUCGGCGAGACGGAAGUCUCCACCGGCAGCUGGGGCUGCGGAGCCUUUUUCAACAGCGAGCCCGUGAUGUUUGCGAUUCAGGCACUUGCUGCGAAUGCGGCGGGAGUGCGCCUCGUGUAUCACACCUUGGGUGACGGACGUCGGCUGGCACCGGCCUUCGAGCUCCUAGAGGAUGCGAUGCUGCGCAAGCUCACUAUCGCGGAGGCCUUGGAGGCCUUGGCCGAGAGAUGUGCCGGUGACCCGGCCUUCCGCGUCAUAAUCGGUGCCCGCGGCGUCAACCACAAGCGCUUGCAGGAAGCCAGCGGGUGCCGGAUCUUCAUUCGUGGGAAGGAUAUCGGGGACAAAUGGCAGACCGAUGAAGAGCUGCACAUGCCCCAACAUGUCCACAUCGAGGGAGACACGGAAGAGCAGAUUGAGACAGCAACGAAUCUGAUCAUGCCGCUUCUGAACCCGGAGAGCCCGGAGUUUGAGUACGCAAGGACGCACGGGAUGCAGCAAGUGGCGGUGGUGAAUGGCUUCACGUUGAAGAAGUCAGAACAUCGGUGUGGGGUGUGCGGUGCACUUGGGCAUCUAGGCUUCGAUUGCCCGGAGACAGAGGCGUUCAGCUACAAGAUGGCCAACGUGAAGUGUACCAUCUGCGGUGAUCGGGGCCACGUGGCCUCUGAUUGCAAGCAAGCGGCCGAGCAGCACAAGAAGGCUGAUCGAGAGGCAUGGAGAAGAUUGAGGACACAUGACACACAGUACGACCCUCCUUUGACUACCACAGGCUGGAAGCAGUCGAGCUGUGCCGGUAAGCAAAUUCUGCAAGACCUCCAGCGCACUUCCACGCCGGUGGCCUGCAUCUAUAGCAGCCCAACCAUGCGAACCAUGGCCACGGCAGCAGCGAUUGCCAAGGAGCUCAGUGCACCGGGAGUUUCCCCAGCCUAUGGUCUGAAUUGCUGUGCUGCGGCGAAAAUGGUCGGCGUCUCCUCGCGCUACUUCGCACGCCCGGCGGACGAAGGAACCAUGAAAGGAGUUCCGGUGUCCUGCUGGCCGCCAGUCGGAGAUGUUGAGCAGGUCGGUCAAAGGAAUCGGAGCCCUGACGGAUUUGUGGAGACCGUGAAAGAACUCACAAGUGCGCAUCCUUCCGGGGAGGCAGUCGUCAUGGUCUCUCACAGAGAGGGUAUCUGGGAGGUCUUGUCGCACCUCCACAAGCCACCAACUGGAAAGUACUGCAGCACGCACUACUUGCAGUACGACCAUGUCUCCAAGAAGAUCAGUCUUUGGAACAUCGAGGAUCAUGCAGUUGAGCUGCCGACCCAGCUGGAGACAGCAAUUGCCAAACUGAGGAUCGGGGAGUCAGAUGCCUCUCCCACCACGCCAUCGAAGGGCCGGGCUCGACUGGAGCUGCCCGGCACCGUGUGCCUCUGGCAGACCCCGGGCGUCGCGGGUCUUUGGGUCGAGAAGGGCUCCGUGGCCACAGGAGAGGUGGUCGAGCUCUUGAGCAGCCCCCAGGCCAGCGAAGGAGAAGCUGGCGACUUCGUGCUAAUUCGAAAAGAGAACGGUAUCGAAGGUUGGACACCUGCCAAGCACCUCAAGCCGAUGUUGGCUCUUGGCUGA